Molecule: messenger RNA, 927 nt
Organism: Drosophila grimshawi
Lineage: Eukaryota; Metazoa; Arthropoda; Insecta; Diptera; Drosophilidae
Gene: Pef
Product: peflin
Exons: 4
Coding region: 91-690 (199 amino acids)
Biological process (GO): COPII vesicle coat assembly
Molecular function (GO): calcium ion binding
Source: RefSeq, a predicted model, not a curated record
CGCUAGUGUUGUGUAGCGACCAACAGACGUAUUCCGUGCUUUCCGUUUUGUUAAUUGAAGUCAAAGUCAAGUGAAUUUGUACAAGCAAAAAUGUCCUACGGUGGCAGUUUCAAUCCUUACGCUCAGCCUGGUGGCGGCUAUUCCCCGCCCCCGGGCGCCUUUCCCCCACAAAACGCCCAAAUGAACCAACAAGCCCAACAAUGGUUCGCCAUGGUGGAUAGAGAUCGUUCGGGCAAAAUCAACGCCGCGGAGCUAAAGGCUGCUCUGGUCAACGGACGGGGCCAACAGUUCUCGGACAACGCUUGCAAACUAAUGAUAAGUAUGUUCGACAACGACGCCAGUGGCACUAUUGAUAUGUUUGAGUUUGAAAAGCUCUACAAUUAUAUCAAUCAAUGGCUGCAGGUUUUUAAGACCUACGAUCAAGAUGGCUCUGGUCACAUCGAAGAGAGUGAACUGACUCAAGCUUUCACUCAAAUGGGCUUUCGCUUUACGCCCGAGUUUAUCAACUUUCUGGUGAAAAAGAGUGAUCCCCAAACUCAGAAGGAAAUAUCGGUCGACCAGUUUAUUGUGCUAUGCGUGCAAAUUCAGCGCUUUACGGAGGCCUUCAGGCAGCGCGAUACUCAACAGAAUGGGACAAUUACCAUUGCCUUCGAGGACUUCCUGAGCGUUGCCAUCGGUUGUUCAUACUAAGAAGAAAAAAAGAGGAUAUUGAUUCCCAACACGCCCCAGAAACUCAGCCUUUAUAGAUUAAAAUUUGAUUCCGUUAAUUUUGUGCAUUUCGUUUAAAUAUAUGGUGUAUGUUAAUUCACAUUAUUCCCUAACUCGCCGAUCACAUUGUAAUCUCCACUGAAACAGAUCGAGUAUUGUUAUCAUAGCUUGAAUCGCAUUAAGUACAAAAUCAAAAUAAACACAGUAUACAUAUAUGUA